UCUGAUUCAUAAAACAUAAAAGCAAUCAUAAGACUGUUCUUGUUGAAGACUGUCUAGACUUAUAGAACGUUUAAUAUUAUUUUUUGUAACCUACAGGUUCCUAUUUUAUAUCUGUUUUCAGGCUGUUACAGCAGUAAAAGAUGGGUCUUUCUAUAUACAGAUCAUAUCUGGGAAAAAGCUGUAGCAGUAUCGGACAAAGUUUUUGUAUGUAGAUCACCCAACAGUCUGUGGGAUAUCAAGAUGAAAAAAUCAAAUAAGCCAACAUGUAAACCUGGUCUGAGUGCACAAUCAGGGAAAUCUAAUGUGACUAAAUAUACUCAAUGAUACUGUUUCCACUGAUAUGUGUGGAGAAGUUGACAGUUACAUGUGGAGUAUGAGACAAGAAGAUAUUGAGAAAAAGACAGAAAUGUGUAAAGGAGUUAAGGAAUGUGCAUCUUGAAAUCAGGCAAAAUGACAGGCAACCUUGACUCACAUAACACAUCAACAAAUUGGCUUCCAGACACAUCAAUUAAGUAUGCCAGUAUGUCAAAGGUCACAGACUGGUGGCAAGGAUACCUUAAGUAUCAGGUUCCAAAGAGUGUCCGCCGAAAAAUGCUCAUCUUCUUGUUUAUUGUUGCCAUUUGCUGUAUAACGCUUAUAUACUCGUGUUUUAAUUGUUAUGUCAUAUGUUCAGGAACAUGUAAUGUGCUAAGCAUAAAGCCGGACUUAAUGACUCAAAAUGCACAAAAUAUCACCCGUCUUUCUUCCAGUCAUCUCAAAACUAGUCAACGUCUUCCAUCAUGUAUCAUUAUCGGGGUUCGUAAAGCAGGUACAAGAGCUCUCCUCCAAUAUCUCGACUUGCAUCCUAGUAUUGUUGCUAGCGCAAAAGAACAACACUUUUUCAACACAGACAGGUAUAAGCUUGGCUUAGAGUACUAUCGUAAAGAGAUGCCACCUAGUUUGGAGGACCAGAUUACCCUUGAGAAAACUCCGGCAUAUUUCUCUGAUUUGAUGACUCCAGAACGUAUCUACAGAAUGAAUAGCUCAAUAAAACUGUUAAUAAUAGUGCGGGAGCCAGUUACUCGCCUCAUUUCUGAUUACACACAACUUAAAUUUGUUAAAGGACAAAGAAACAAAGAAAUUGAAGAAUUUGAAGAUCUAGUACUUGAUGAAAAUGGAGAAGUUAAUACAGGGUAUAGACCUGUUCAAAGAUCUAUGUAUUACCACUACUUUGUGAACUGGUUGGAGUUUUUUCGUCUGGAUCAAAUUCAUAUAACUAAUGGAGAUGCUUUGAUAACUAAUCCUUACCCAGAGCUGUACAAUAUAGAAACUUUCCUAGGAAUUCCUCACAAGUUUUCACAACAAAUGUUUUAUUUUAAUGCAUCAAAAGGAUUUUUUUGUAUGAGUAAGGAAUCGUUAGAAACACCAUGUUUGAGUGAUACUAAAGGACGGCCACACCCAAAAGUAGAUCCAGAAGUUCUGGAAAAAUUGUAUGACUUCUUCAGACCAAGAAAUAAAUUAUUCUUUAUCCAAGCAAAACAGACAUUUGAUUGGCCGUAGGUAAAAUGGACAUGGACUUCAUGAAAUUGUUAACACAUUGGAUUUUGCUUGAUAUUACAUAGAUAUUAUUUAUAAAAGAAAAAUUAUUUGCAUCAAUAAUUUAUUUAGAUUGUGUCUGAUAUUGUAUGUCCAGUUUUGACACAAUCUUUUUCAAGUACAACCCUGGUCAUAAAUGUUGGAUUUUAGUAUGGCCACAUUUCUAAAUAUAGAUCAGACAAUAGUAUAGAGAGGUAAACUGAAGAAUAUCUAAGGAAUACAAAAUACUGAUUUUGCCAAACACAUAGACAAUUCACUAGUGGAUGUUCAGUCUGCAGUUUAAACAAUUUUAAAAUAUGGGAUGUGACUCUUGCAAUAUAUGGUGUUCUUUUUUAUGUCUCUUUGGCAUAUUGUAAGAUGUUGUGUCAGUUAAAUGAGAAGUGAGGCUGCUGGAUUUGAAUCCCUUGCCCCUCAUGCCUGUAGGUUUGAAUCCUGUCAGGAACUUUGGAUUAUUUUAAGUGAGGAAUGUAUCUAGCUGGUUGGUGGUUUUUCUCAGGUGCCCACUAGCGACUUAAAUAAUCCAUAAUUCAAGUUGGGCAUCUGAUGUCUUCCACCACUUAGCUAAAAUGUCACACUGUGACCUUUAUAGUGUCAGUGCCAGUUAAAACCAAACCAAAGAUAAUUUAUUUAAAUGCAAAAUAAUUAUUUAUUGUAAAGUUUAUAAAUGUUUCCUUAUGGACCGCACUAUUACAAUCUUUGUUAAAGAUUUAUCUUUUUAGCUCACCUGAGCUGGGUGAACUUUUAGGAUCAUUGAUUGUCAGUCAUCUGUCCUGAUGUAGUUCAUUAACACACUAGUGGUCAAUUUUUUUUUGCCUCCAUUGUCAACAAACUUGGUAAGGAUGUUUAUUCUCAGACAAGUUCAAACGAGGGUCAUCUCGAAUGAAAAACUAGGUCAAGCAAGCCAAAUAUAGACAUAUCUUGUUUACAUUUUAAAGGCAAUUUUUUCAGUCCAAAUAUCCUGGGAAUUUGUUAGAAAGUUGUUUUUAUGAAUUCUUGCUGAAGUUUGAAUGGGUCAAAAACCAAAUCACACACAAAAAAUAUGGAAAAUUCUUGGCUACUAUUUUGGCCCAAAUGUGCUUGAAAUUUAUCAGAAAGGCUGAAUUAUAGCUUCAAAUAUGGGUCAUGUGGGAUCAAAAACUAGGUCACAGUCCAAGUAUUGAAAAACCAUGUUAACACUUCAGAGGCUACUGUUUCAGUCUACAUAUCAAAGGUUCCUUGUAUUGAAUUCUAGCGCAAGUUUGAAUAUGGAUCAUCUGGCAUGAGAGACUAGAUCACAUAGCCCAAAUAUGGAAAAACCUUGUUAACAUUCGUGAGGUAAUAUUUUCAGCCUAACUUAUAAUUCCUGAAAUGGGUAUGAAAGAUUGUUUUGAAGAUUUCUAGCUUUAAAUAUUGGUUGUCUGGGGUCAAAAAAGGUCACACAGCCCCAAUAUGGAAAGAAACCUUACUAACACCCUGCUUUUUCAGCCAAACAUAUCAAAAUUCAAUUUAUUAAUGUCAGUAUAGGGGUGUCCAUGACAGAGUGGUUUAUGGAAUAUCUAAUUUUUUUACUCGAGUGUCUGUGCCUGAAAUAAGACAGAAAUGGUCACCUGAGGUCUUCCUCCACCAGUUAAGCAGGAAAAAGAUAUAAAAAAUUUCCAUACAACCAUUAGUGUGUUGGUGCACUUAUAAUCACUCUAUAUCACUUCAUUAACAUUUAAUAUAGUAAUUGCGUACACAAAAGAUUGUGACAAAAAAAUAAAAAUGACAAAGUUUUUAUGAAGUAAAAAUCAUGAUUUAUGUAAGAUUACUGUGAUGACAGCACAGUAAAGCAAAAACUAAUUGUCAUGCCUUUUGGUGCAACACUUAAAUACAUUAAAUUCUUAUAUACAGUAACAGAAAUAUUUUGUGGCUUUUGAAGACAAAGUUACAUGUAUUUAUAUUUUGCUCUUGUACAUAACAAUUAUAGGAAGGUAUUUUUACUAAUACUUGUGUUAAUUUUCCAUUUGGAAAGAUUUGUAGAUAGUAGUUUACUUAUGAACUCUGUGAGUUUGAUUAUGAUGUUAAUUGUCUAUAAUAUAGAUGAUGUAUUGAUAUAUUUAUCCCCCACACCUUUACAGUGGGAAGGAUUUUUUGUUUGUUUAUUUUUUGCUAUGUCAUGUCAGUAGGUAGAUUAUUAAUUUUCAUUUCUUCUGAAAAAAUACUUCUUAGUGCAAUUUCAUUUAAAUAUUGAAGACAGGGCCAAUCUUCCCAGUAUGAUUGUUUGUUGUCAGUGGAAGAUACUUAGCAACCGCUAGUCACAGUAGAGAGUCUGUAAUUCGUUAUAAAGAAAUUCUUUUAAGCUCAAACUCAGAUCUUCGGUAUUUGAUUGGUCAGAAACUGUCGCAGAAUUAAAAUCCAAAGAUAUGAGACAGAGCUAAAAAGUUUUAUAACCACGAGACCAGGUGCAAUACUGUCUGUAGCCCAAUAUUUGAAUUUUGCUAUGGAUAUCCCUUAUACAUGGUCAGUUUCAGAUUCAAAUCUGACAUUAGUUCAGUAAAAGUAAACUCUAAGCAUCAAAGGUUAUUAUAGAUGAAUAUCUUUUUAUGGAUGUCUUGUUUUUUUCACACAACUUUUGUUGGUUGACAUGUUCCUUUUACUAAUGAAGUUGUAUAAUAAUGCUGUUAUGUUGUAAUAUACGGGUAAUGUUAGUGUUUUAGAUCAAAGACAUCUCUCUUACAAAGUGUAUAAAGCUAUAUAUCUGUUGUCUAUAGUUUACAAAGUUUUAUUUUUUUUAUAAAUUCCAAAAUAUGACAGAUAUUAUUAUUGAAGAUCUUGUUUUGGAAGCUUUUAAUCUUUUUAUGUACAAUAUUUAUGUGUGUUAAAUAACAGAAACAUUGUAUGAUAUAACUCUUGUGAGAAUCUUCCAUACAACAUAAUUUUCCCGUUUUAAAUUUUUUACAUAAUAUUUCAUCAGAUAUAGCUUUAUUCACUAAUAGGAGCCUAAUACCAAUAUAUUUAUUAUAUUAUACAUGUUUAUUUUUUCUUACUGAAGGGACUCAGCUGAGGUUUUUUGACAUAAUAAGACUGGAAAUAUUUUUUCUAAAUUUGUAUACCAAUUAUUGAGGGAUCUGGACCAAUAAGUAGAGUAAAAAUUUUUGUGGUCAUUCCCUCACCCUAUAUUUCUGGAUAAAUCAUGUUUAUUCCACAAAAUAACCCAAAAAUGAAGUGUUGCAAUACAGUUAAGAUUCUCACAAAAAUCGAUUUUCAGUUUAAUUCUACAUAUAUUUUUUAUUAUUUUUUGCAGGGUUUUUAAUUUUAAGUGCUUCACUAAGUCUUGAU
This is a messenger RNA of Ruditapes philippinarum (Manila clam), 4872 nucleotides long. Its product is annotated as heparan sulfate glucosamine 3-O-sulfotransferase 5-like. NCBI's taxonomy places the organism in Eukaryota, Metazoa, Mollusca, Bivalvia, Venerida, Veneridae. The transcript has 5 exons. The record is from RefSeq and is a predicted model, not a curated record. Gene Ontology annotation, molecular function: [heparan sulfate]-glucosamine 3-sulfotransferase activity. The coding region runs from base 427 to 1539 and encodes 370 amino acids.